AUGACACUCAAAACCAACGAGAUUCGAAUGCAACAAGAACGUUUCUAUGGAAUCGCCACGGAUGUUGUUGGAAUGAUAAACCUCAGAUGGAACCCAAUUCUCCCUAUAUACAAAAUCUGCAAACCAACGUAUAGUUGUCCACUUGCACGAGAAGCUUUCACGGGAGUUGGCACGAAAAUAGGAAUAAUCCACGAUGGAUUCACAAUAACAAGAACAUUCACGACUUGGAGUGAAACGUUAAAGGAUGCCGUGAAAAAUGUUCCAUACAAGCAGCUGUGGUUUCCCAGAGCAAGACAGGUUGGAUGCGCUACUUUUCUGGCAACCGCCUCACGCGGCACACGCUUUCUAACCCUUAGAUGCAGAUUCGAUACGUUCCGAAACAAUAUGCGUCCAUGGAACAUCUAG
Molecule: messenger RNA, 405 nt
Organism: Ostertagia ostertagi
Lineage: Eukaryota; Metazoa; Nematoda; Chromadorea; Rhabditida; Trichostrongylidae
Source: the annotation of a GenBank genome assembly